Gossypium raimondii (Peruvian cotton) is the source of this 1192-nucleotide messenger RNA. RefSeq lists its product as uncharacterized. The record is from RefSeq and is a predicted model, not a curated record. Lineage: Eukaryota; Viridiplantae; Streptophyta; Magnoliopsida; Malvales; Malvaceae. The coding region runs from base 50 to 832 and encodes 260 amino acids. The transcript has 6 exons.
GUUAUCUAUAAAACACAAUCCAAAAGCAGUUGUUUUCUAAAACGGGCCAAUGACAACCAUUCUGCAAAUUACAUUCAAGUUCUCACCCUUCACUUCAUCAAAUGAAGAAUUUUGUGAAAAACCCAUUUGCUGUUACCCAGUAAGGAGUCCCAGAACUGUUUCUUUGCGGCCAAACAGAUUCAAGUUGGGAGCUUUUGGGAGGCAAAGAUGGAGUUUUGGGGAAGUGGGUAGGUGCAAAGAUGGGAUUUUUUUAAAAGAAGAAGGGUGGAAGAGGAAGAUGAAGAGGAAGAGGAGAGUGGUUUUGGUGAUGUUUAGUCAAGGUUUUGGGUUUAAUGGUGGUGGUGGUGGUAGUGGAGGAGGUGGUGGUGGCGGCGGUGGGAAAAUUGAUAGUAACACAGCUAGGCUUCUGGGAAAUAUCGCUUUGGCUAUUGGGUUAACUUAUCUUUCAGCGACUGGACAGCUUGGAUGGGUUUUAGAUGCUAUUGUCUCAAUUUGGCUCAUUGCAGUGCUUGUUCCUAUUGUUGGUGUUGGAGCCUUCCUCUGGUGGGCAGGCCGGGAUAUUGUUCAAAGCAGCUGCCCGAACUGUGGAAAUGAUUUUCAGAUUUUCAAGUCUUUUCUAAAUGACGAGUUGCAGCUGUGCCCUUACUGCAGUCAACCAUUUUCAGUGGUGGAUGACAAGUUUGUCAAGGAACCUGUAAAGUUCUCCAACCAAACCUCGAAACAGAAACAAUCAUUCAACAGCUUUUCUCCUGGUUUCAAGAAAGUUUGUUCAGGAAGCGAUUCUUCAGGAGCAGUUGUUGAUAUCGAAGCAGAAGUAAAAGAUGCAGAUUGAUAGCUACAAAAGGGGAUGCAAUCUUGCAACUUAUGCUUAUUUAUAUGUAUCUUACACCAUUGAACCCGAGAUGACUGUGGUGAAGAGGAAUCACGAAUCUUCAUGUUGUAGACGAAGAUCAAGAAUGUGACAUCGCGAAUAAUUGUUCGGUGUCGAUAAAAUAUGUAGGUGUUGCAUAGCUCUAAUACUUUCUUCAUUCUUACUGGUAAAUGUCGAAAGAAUAGGUCACUUCCAUAUUACUGCACAGCGUAACUUUGUAUAUAAUAAUCUGUUGUCAGCUACUAUGUAGUCUUUUAUACUCUUACAUUCUCUUCAUAUUUAUGGAACCUGUAAUCCAAUUUUCCAUUUGUAGGGUAAUAA